Messenger RNA from Closterium sp. NIES-65, 212 nucleotides. The record is from the annotation of a GenBank genome assembly. Lineage: Eukaryota; Viridiplantae; Streptophyta; Zygnematophyceae; Desmidiales; Closteriaceae.
GACCUGUUAGCAGUGUUGGAGACGGCUCACUGUGUGGCCGAUCUGGUGGCAGUGACCUGGUGGCAGUGUUGGAGACGGCUCGCUGUGUGGCCGUGGCUCUCUCCCCCAUCACGCCCACGCUCUCUCGGAACAUUUAUAUGCAACUGGGCUUCACUGCUGAGCAGUUUUCUGCCAUGCAAUGGGUGCGUUCCAAACUGCACACAGUGCAUUGA